Messenger RNA from Gloeophyllum trabeum ATCC 11539, 1227 nucleotides. Its product is annotated as Aminomethyltransferase folate-binding domain-containing protein. The record is from RefSeq and is a predicted model, not a curated record. NCBI's taxonomy places the organism in Eukaryota, Fungi, Basidiomycota, Agaricomycetes, Gloeophyllales, Gloeophyllaceae. The transcript has 5 exons. Gene Ontology annotation, molecular function: protein binding. The coding region runs from base 6 to 1106 and encodes 366 amino acids. Gene Ontology annotation, cellular component: mitochondrial matrix.
CCAUUAUGCCGCCACCAGCCCUGCGAGCUCUCUUCCGACACACGCCCACCGUCGCACCCGUCCCGCACAGGUCCAUCCUUUCGGUCUCUGGCUCCGAUGCGCCGCACUUUCUGAACGGUAUUCUCUCCUCGACCGUUCCGCUUGCGCAACGAAAUCCGUUCUUCUCUUCCUUCUUGCAUGCCCAGGGAAGAGUGCUCUACGAUGUCUUUGUAUACACCCAGACCGACCCGAUGAAAGGGGGCGAGAGCUACCUCAUAGAGUACGAUGCACGGUCGCCCGAAGCGCCGCCGCUCAUGCCUAUGCUGAAGCGGUACGUCCUGCGUUCGAAGGUAAAGAUCCGCGACGCGUCGGAUCAGUAUGACGUCUGGGCGUCCUGGGGGUCUGAGAAGGAGAGCAUCUGGGAGACUCCGAGGAAGUGGAAUUUUGCUCGGAGCGGUGCUAUCGAGCCCGUCUGGGAUGCCUCCGAGGGUUGGCCGUGGGGUGCGGAGGACUGUCUUAUCCGGGACAGACGCGCCGUGGGUAUGGGGCAUAGGAGGCUUGUGAGGAAGGGCGACAGACCGCCCGAGGCCGCUACCCACGACGAGGCUCAGCAUGAUGCCUACUUGCUUCACCGGAUACUGCACGGUGUCCCCGAGUCCAGUACGGACAUUGUGCCCAUGCAGGCCUUCCCCAUGGACUCGAAUUUGGACGUAAUGGGUGCAUUGGAUUUCCGGAAGGGAUGUUACGUCGGUCAGGAGCUGACAGUUCGCACGUACCAUACCGGCGUUGUCAGAAAACGGGUCCUUCCUGUGAUUAUCCACUCAGGUGAUGAGGCCCCCUUGAAGACAGGGACCUUACCGGCAAACGGAGCGACCUUCCAGCCAGGCCUUGAUGUUCGCGCUUCCGUCAACCAUUCACCUGAUGACAGCAGACCGAUGCCACGGCCGCGAGGCACCGGGAAGUUGCUGAGCUCCACGCAAGGAGUGGGCCUCGCUCUAUUACGGUUGGAGCACGUUGAGGGCUGGGAGAAGGGCGAUAUCGGUCUGUCAUUUGAGGAAGGUGAACAGAAGACCAAUUGGUCAAUCUCCCCUUGGUGGCCCGACUGGUGGCCACGACAGACAGAAUAGAGCUACUCGCAGUCCGUGUAUUGUAUUUGGCACUUACCUUCCGGAUGAAGUACUAUCGAGGACGCAGUCAGCGUUCUGGCAUGCUCGGUUUGGGCUCCCUGUAAAAUCCCCGAGAACCGCG